Messenger RNA from Stegodyphus dumicola, 11585 nucleotides. RefSeq names its product fat-like cadherin-related tumor suppressor homolog. Gene Ontology annotation, biological process: homophilic cell-cell adhesion. NCBI's taxonomy places the organism in Eukaryota, Metazoa, Arthropoda, Arachnida, Araneae, Eresidae. The record is from RefSeq and is a predicted model, not a curated record. Gene Ontology annotation, molecular function: calcium ion binding. Gene Ontology annotation, cellular component: plasma membrane.
UCCACCUCAUUCAGGGCCUUUACCUGGCCCUGAUUAUCAAAUUACUUUUGCUGCAAGUGGCAUCGGCCAUGUUCAGCGAAUUGGAAUUUACCAAAGCACAAUAUAAUGUAACUAUUCCUGAAAAUUCCAUUCCAAAGACCCAAGCUCUUUCCACCGAGAAGAUGGGUAUAUUCGUUACGGACCCCACGCUUCUGAUACGCUACAAGAUCUUCGCUGGUGAUCCUGAGCGUUUUUUCAAAGCAGAAACCCGUCUUGUGGGAGAUUUUUGGUUUCUCAUCAUUCGAGUUCGCACCGGUAACAGGGCAGUACUAAACAGAGAAUACCAAGAUACAUAUCGAUUGUUAGUACGUGCUACUAUCACAUCAGAUUUGCGACGCGCUGUCAAGAUGAAAGCUCAGACGGAGGUCAUAGUUCAUGUAACAGAUACAAAUGACAUCACCCCUACAUUUUAUCCAUCUUCUUAUGAUGUAAGUGUUCCUGAAGAUAAACCUUUGCACAGCAGCAUUUUACAAUUAAGUGCCCAUGAUCCAGAUCUGGGCAUAAACGGGGAAAUAUAUUAUAGCCUGGCAGAACCUAGUCUUCAGUUUGCCGUUCAUCCAACGCGAGGUAUAUUAACGUUAACUCGACACCUCGACUACCAAAAACAACCAUUGCACCAGUUAACUAUCAUUGCCAAGGAUAGAGGCAUAAAAUUUCGUGUUGAAGAACUAGCAGCUCGCCUUGCAACUGUGACAGUCAAAGUAACGCCAGUCAAUUUGUAUCCCCCAGAAAUAUUUGUACGCCAUUUUUCUUCUUUACUUUCUCCUUCUGAUCCAAAUAUAUAUGCUGUUGUAGGUGUCAUUGACAAGGACCUUGGCAUUCAUGGAGAAUUGGAGGCAUUAGAGAUAAUUGAGGGCGAUUCAGCUGGGCUGUUUCAGGUCACUCCUGGUAACAAGCUCAAUGAGUACAACAUCGAGCUUGUGCAGCCGUUGACGCGCGAUGAUACUAUACCUCAAGAUUACACAAUAACUCUUAUGGCUAAAGAUAAAGGUAUACCACAGAGAUCGGCAACCCAGGUUAUUACUGUCCGCUUAGCUGAAACUAGCGAUGUAACUCCUACUUUUACUCAAGCCGAUUACGAUAUCGAAAUUGAAGAAAUUUCGCCCCCAGGAUCUAGAGUUCUUCAUUUGAAAACUGCUGCAUCAGAAAAUAGACCGAUUGUAUUUAGAAUUGAAAGUGGAAAUUCAAAUGGUACUUUUUCUGUUCACAGCAAGUCUGGGUUGUUAACCUUGGCAACUCCCUUAGAUAAAGAAACAAAACCAUAUUACUCGCUAACUGUAAGUGUCUUUGAUCCGUCAUCAAGAGGGCAAAAGCGAAAAUCAACAGCUAUAGUUAAUGUGAGAGUUCUUGAUAAUAACGAUAAUGAUCCUGUUUUUAACAGCACGAUGGAUUCUGUAGUAUUCGACGAAAACAGGCCGGCAGGUAGCAUAGUGUACACGGCUUAUGCAGUCGAUAAAGAUGAAGGGGAUAAUGGAUAUAUUACAUAUAGUUUGGCAAAUUUGAAUUCUAUCCCUUUUACGAUGGAUCCAUUUACGGGUGAAAUUCGUGCUACCGAAGUAUUAGAUUACGAGACGAUGCGUAGAGAGUAUAUUUUAAAAGUUAGAGCUUCAGAUUGGGGAUCACCUUAUCGAAGACAAGCAGAAAUGACGCUUAAAGUUCGCUUGCGAGAUGUAAAUGAUCAUCGUCCUUUAUUUGAAAAGGUUGGCUGCGAAGGCUAUGUAUCUCAGUCUGCUCCAAUAAAUACUGAAAUAAUUACUCUGUCAGCAAUAGACUUCGAUAGUGGAAGUUCCGUAAAGUAUCGGAUGGUACCCUCUAAUGAUGAUCCUUGUUUUCGUCUGGAGCCUUCAACUGGUGUAUUAAGAAUUACGUGUGAUAUUGCCAAGAUGAAUAUUCGUGAACGCACGAUAAAUGUGUCUGCUACUGAUGGUACUCACUUUGCUGAUGUCAUGUCUAUACACUUGAAGGUAAUAAGCAGCGGAAGUAACCAAAGACUUGCAGACAGAGGAGCAUUAAUGGAAUGUAGGGAUGUAGGUGUAACAGAGCGUUACAAGAAACAGCUGAAUCUUGCGAAAGCAAACAAUAAAAAUAAUGAUAUUACAGAGCCUACACCAACUAGCGUCUCUGGAAAUAAAUAUUCACCUGAGUUUCCUAUGGGCCUUCCAUCUGAGGUUUGGAUCAAUGAAAGCCUUCCCGUUGGUUCAGAGGUAACAUGGCUUAAAGCAAGAGAUAAAGACAAAGGUUUCAGUGGACUCUUGGUACAUGUAAUUACAUCUGGAGAUGAGUUUAGUUUUUUCAGAAUAGAUAUGUUCACGGGUCGUCUGUAUGUCGACGCACCAUUGGAUCGAGAAUUUAUAUCAGAAUUUGAUUUAAAUAUAUCCGCUUACGACUUGGGAAAUCCUCAACGAAGUGCUUCGAAAUCUCUUAUCAUUCAUGUUGAUGACGUGAAUGAUAACAAACCUGUUUUUGAGAAAAGCUCAUACAAUUUCGUCAUAACAGAAAAUGCAAAGAACGGUACCAGUAUUGUCAGACUUCGUGCGAAUGACAAAGAUGAAGGAAUUAACUCCGCUCUCACAUUCUGUCUUGAAACAGAUUUUGAAGAAUUUCAUAUCGACCCAGCUUCUGGUCUACUUAUGGUAUUGGGCAAUCUUGAUCGAGAACGCUCUGAUUCCUAUCAGUUGAAGGCUCGUGUAACUGAUGGCUCCCCCGAUAAUCCAUUGUCAUCUACUACAGUUGUUAACAUCCGUGUAUUAGAUAUCAAUGAUAAUGCUCCAUUCUUCAGUCUCAAGCAAUAUUGGGUGAAAGUACGUGAAGAUCUUCCAGUAGGAGUUGUAGUAAUAGUUAUGGUAGCUAGCGAUCCAGAUUUGGAUGAAGGAGGAGAAGUAAUGUAUUCUUUAUCUGGAAGCAAUACAUUUUCCAUUGAUCCUUUAAUGGGAGUUGUGCGGCUAUCCAAGCCUCUGGAUUUCGAAACAAUUCAAUUGUAUAACGUUACAAUCACCGCUAGAGAUGGUGGAGAUCCACCACUUGAAUCUCAGGCAGCUCUUGUGGUAGAAAUUGAAGACGUGAAUGAAAACAUGUACCCACCGGCAUUUGAUGACGUAGUGAUUGUGGGUCAAGUGAUGGAAAAUAAACCCAAGGGAACUUUAGUGACUAAAGUGACUGCUUAUGAUGCUGAUCCUCCUGGCUUAAACAGUCAGUUUACAUAUUCAAUACUUGAUGGUGACGGAAUGGGAUUUUUUUCAAUUGAUGAACAAGGUAAUAUUCGAACAAGCGAAAUUCUGGACCGGGAGACUAGUAAUCGUUAUUGGUUGACAGUGCAUGCUGUUGAUAGAGGUGCAGUUCCCUUGUCUGGACGACUGGAUGUUUACAUCGAAGUCUUGGAUGACAAUGACAACGUGCCGUUAACGACCCUACCUGCUUAUUACCCAAGCAUACCUGAAAAUGCACCUCCAGGUACUAUAGUGGUGCAGCUGGAAGCAUUCGACUUGGAUCUGAACGACGAUAAUAAGAUAAGUUUUAGCAUCGCCAGUGGAGAUCCUCAAGGGUAUUUCACAAUGGAUCCUGUGAAAGGUUUGAUCACAACUUCCAGUUCACGUAGACUAGAUAGAGAAGUUCAAGCAGAACAUGCUUUGGAGAUUAAAGUUGAGGAUGGAGGGAAUCCAACUUUAUCAUCUUUAACUAGAGUUUUAGUGUCAGUCAUUGAUGAAAAUGAUAAUGACCCUGAACCUCUUCUUUCACCUUAUCGUUGUCCUGUUUUGGAAAUGAAAGAAGCUGACCCAAAUGUCAUUUUGUGCCAGGUUGUAGCAUCCGAUGCUGAUAUUGGUCCAAAUGGUGAUGUCAGUUACUCUUUUGAGCCUGAUAAAGGAUCAGAUUUAUUUACGAUUCAUUCUAAAACUGGAGCUAUUUUUGCAAAGCAGAAAUUGGCAACUGGUGAAGCCUAUGAUUUUUUAGUUCAAGCUACUGAUAAUGGCACUCCUUCACGGUCUGCUACAAUUAGAGUUAAAAUUGAUGUCCUACCUCGCCCACGUCCAUCUUCACGCCCUCCUGUGUGUAAUGAAGCAGAUACUCAUGCAGCUGUAGCUGAAAAUGAUGCUAUAAAUCAGGUUGUUACUUUCCUACAAGCUGAAGAUCCUGAUGGGGAUAAACUGUGGUAUUCUAUUGUUGGUGGCAAUACUGAUGAUGCAUUUAAAAUCCUACCUCACGAGGGUACUGUAUCUGUCGCUCAACCUCUUGAUUGGGAAAAGAAAUCUGAUUAUAACCUCAACAUCAGUAUUACUGACGGUGUUAAUGUAAUUUAUCAACAGUUGCCCAUUAAAGUCAUUGAUGUGAAUGAUCAUCAACCACUAUUUACAAAAGACCUGUAUACUGUUGAAAUUGGUGAAAAUGUAGCUGUUGGGAGUACCAUUCUGCAGUUGGAAGCAUCAGAUUUAGAUGAAAUUGACAAAAAUCUCUUCUUUUCCAUUUAUAACAGUGCUAAUCCACAGAGUCUGAAGUUAUUCCAAAUUGGUUCAUUCUCUGGAAAGUUAUCUGUGUCUCAUCCCCUUGAUCAUGAAUCGAUUAAGAAACACAUGUUAACUGUAACAGUUCGGGACAAUGGAACUCCAUCACAGCGCAGUUUUGCUCGGAUAAUUAUUAACGUGCAUGAUGAAAAUGAUCACCAUCCAGAAUUUUUAGCUCCUUCAUUUGAAAGUCAAGUGUAUGAAACAGCCACUCUUGGUACAUCUGUUACUAGAAUACUUGCUGUGGAUAAAGAUAAAGGAAAAAAUGCUCAAAUGCAUUUCAGUAUUGCAUCAGGCAAUAUAGGAAAUGCAUUUUCAAUUGAACCAACAUUAGGUAUUUUGUUAAUUGCUAAGCAGUUGAAUAGGCAAGUUAUGCCUGAAUAUUUUCUUGUAGUUCGAGCAGCAGACAAAGGCACACCUUCUCUCAACUCUACUGUAACAGUUCACAUAGUGAUAACUGUAGCAAAUAAUGCUCCACCUAAAUUUGAGCAUAGAGAUUAUGUUGUUGAAUUAUUUGAAAAUGAAAAACCAGGAAAAUCUUUGACAGCUGUGAUUGCAACUAGCCGUUCUUCAGUUUAUUAUGAAAUUAUUGCUGGAAAUUUUGAAGAUAGUUUUGUUAUAAAUCCUACUUCUGGAAUCCUACGAACAAAAUCUAUGCUUGAUUUUGAAGCUCGUAGAUUUUAUAAUUUGACCAUCCGGGCAACUAAUAUGGUUGGUGCCAAUAGUACAACUUCUGUUCUUGUUCAUGUAUUAGACAGAAAUGAUAAUCCUCCUGUUUUUCAUCAGCUGGAAUACCAUGGUCAAGUAAUUGAAUCAGACAGAGUUGGAAGUAUGGUUUUGAUUGAUGGAAUAAAACCCUUAGUUGUAUCUGCUUAUGACAAUGACUCUGAAAUUAAUUCUGUACUUCACUACAGAAUUUUAGAGAAGUCUGCAUUAGCUUAUUUUAGUAUUGAUCCAAAUACAGGUGCCAUUAGAACUGCUGCAACUUUUGAUCACGAGAAAAAAUCUAGUUUCACCUUCAGUGUCCAAGCUUGGGACAUGGGCAAACCACAUUUGAGUGCUGAAGUGCCUUCAAACAUUUUCAUAUCUGUGAUAGAUAUAAAUGAUUGCUCUCCUCAGUUUGGGGAGGUAUAUUACACUGCCAUUCUAUUAUUACCAACAUAUGAAGGGGUUCAUGUUAUAAAUGUCGUUGCUACUGAUGCAGAUUCUUUUAGUUCAAUUAAGUAUAAGAUUGUUUCUGGAAAUUUGGAAAAGAAAUUUUUCAUCAAUGAAACGACAGGAGACAUUACAGUCAAAGAUCCUAAUGGACUUUCUAGAAAAUAUACGCUUGUCGUAUCUGCAUCUGAUGGAGAAUUUGAAACAAGCACAAAAGUUGUUGUUAAAGUACAGGAAAGCCAGCAGAGUGGCUUACAGUUCAGUGAAGAUAAGUACUUUGCUAAAAUACAAGAAAACACUACUGAAGUCAACACAGUUGCCAUAGUGACUCCUCUUGGAACUGCUCUUGAUGAACAUCUUACAUUUCACAUCUUAAAUCCUACGCACAUGUUUAAAAUUGGUGAGACAACUGGUGUCAUUCGUACUACGGGUAGGUUGUUUGAUCGGGAAGUAGAAGAAUUUUAUACUUUAGUUGUAGAAGUGAGAAAUGAAGCCAGAGAGAUUUCAAAGUAUGCUCAUGUUUUAGUGGAAGUAACGGUUUUAGAUAUUAAUGAUAAUGCUCCAUAUUUCAUUGGAUUGCCUUAUUAUGCUGUUGUACCUAUUGAUUCCCCUAUACACUAUUCUGUGUUUAAGGUUAAAGCUAAGGAUUUGGAUUCAGGGCCUAAUGGUGAUAUUAUAUUUGAAAUUGUUGAAGGCGAUAAAAGAGCUUUUCAAAUUGACCAAAAAACAGGAGAAAUUUUAUUGAAACAGCCUUUAACUGCAAAUACUUAUGAGCUUGUCAUUGAAGCUAGAGAUAGAGGUAACCCUGCCUUGAGCUCCCUUGUAACUCUCCCAAUUCAAGUAAUUAGCCGAGACAUGCCUGUAUUUUCACAACAGCUGUAUUACACAACUGUUUUGGAGAAUCUUCCUCCUGAUUCUCCACUGCUUACAGUUACUGCUAAUAGUCCACAUUCAAGGCAAUUGAUCUACAGUCUUGUUUCAGGGAAUAGGAAAGAAGAUUUACGACUUGAUUUCAACACAGAGCAUCGACUUAGUUCUGAUCCAUGUGUUCUCUAUGCUGUUGAAGAUCUAGAUUUUGAAACCACUCCAAAAUACCAACUCACACUGCGAGCCACAGAUGCUGUGAGUGGAAUAUAUUCAGAUGUUCAAGUUAUCAUAAAUGUUGAAGAUGUCAAUGAUAAUCCUCCAAUGUUCAACCAGCCAUCUUAUAAUACUACUGUGUCUGAAGCUGUGCCUUUUGGCACUUCUGUUCUUAAAGUCAGAGCAACAGAUCGAGAUACAAAGGCCAGUCAGUCUAUUCAGUAUCAUAUUGUGGGAAAUGCUACAUCUCAUUUUCAAAUUGACUCUGCUGAUGGAACGAUCUAUGUUAAACAACCACUUGAUCAUGAAAUUAAACAAGAACAUUAUUUUACUGUGAUGGCAACAGAUGGUGGCCAUCCUAUCUUAAGUUCUACUGCUCAUGUAUGGAUUGGAGUGGCUGAUAUGAAUGAUAAUCCUCCUGAAUUUGAUCAUAAGUAUUACAGAUGCACUGUAAGUCAGGAAGUGAAACGAGGCCAAUUUAUUACUAUGGUGAUGGCAUCUGAUCCUGAUGAUUCUGAUAAGUCUAAACUUGAAUACACCAUUAUAGAAGGAAACGAAAUGCAGUCAUUCUCAAUCAAUCGGCAAACAGGUAUCAUAACUCUUUCUAACUUACAUCAGUUCAACUUUGAAAAAAGUUAUGUGCUGAAUGUAUCGGUUACUGAUGGUGUUCAUUCUGCCUAUGCUAGUGUGUAUGUUAAUAUUCAAGGAGCUAACAAUCAUUCACCUCAUUUUUCACAUAAUGUAUAUUUGGUUGCUUUGCCUGAAAAUGUUCCAGCUGAAAAACUGAUUACUACUAUAUCUGCAACUGAUGAAGAUAUUGGUAAUUAUGGUCAGUUUACAUACUCAAUAGAGAGCAAAGAACAUAGAAAAUUAUUUCGAAUUGACUCUGAAAGUGGUGAAGUAUUUACAAAAGCCCCUAUUGACAGAGAAGAACACAAAUUGUAUGAAGUGAUAGUUUCUGCUGUUGAUGCUGGUGGAAGAUGUGGUUAUGCUAUUGUGAGAGUCACAAUAACUGAUGAAAAUGAUAAUGUACCACAGUUUUCAGUUGGAGAAUAUACUGUGACUAUCCCAGUGAAUAUGACAAUUGGAACUACUAUAUUAAAAAUACAUGCUACUGACAAUGAUGACAGUUUUUCCUCUGCUAUUGAUUAUGCCUUAUACAAGUCAAACAAUAGUGUUAUUUCUGAGUUAUUUGGUAUAACACAUGACACUGGAGAAAUUUAUUUGCGAAAAGCUGCAACUGGACAUGAGAACUAUGGAUAUCAGUUUUUUAUUUUAGCAAAAGAUCGUGGUGUCCCGUCUCUUGAGACAGUAGUUCCUGUCAGUGCAAUAUUUAUUGAUCCUAAAGAAGAUUAUCCAAAGUUUGAGCGCUUUAAAUAUGAUUUUUUUAUUUCUGAAAGUACUCCUAUUGGUACAAUCAUCUCUUAUGUAAAUGCUUCAUGUUCAAGACCUGUUACUUAUUCCUUUACACCAGCUCCAAAAGGUUCAAAUGCUGAAACUUAUUUAUCAGAGUUUAGCAUUGAUAAACAUGGUAGCAUUAUGCUUUUAUCUGAAGUAGACAGAGAAGUUCAAUCAGUUUUUAACUUAAAUGUUCAGGCUUCUACUGUAGACUUACCAACUAGGAUAUCGUGUGUUGAUGUUACUAUUAUUGUUCUUGAUGAGAAUGACAAUGAUCCUCAGUUUGAAUCUGAUCAAUACAGUGUGUCAGUAGCUGAAAAUAUUGAACCAGGAGCCACUGUUCUCAAAGUAAAAGCAUAUGAUGCUGAUGGCAGUAACAAUGGGUUUGUAUCGUAUCAUUUUGGACCAGAAGCUGAUAAUAUAGCAAAUAUUUUUCAGCUGGAUCCUAUUUCUGGAUGGCUCUCUACAAUGAUAACUUUAGAUAAAGAAGAAACUCCUUAUUAUAAUUUUUCUAUCAUUGCAUUUGACCGUGGUAAACCUCGACGGAUGGCAAAAGCCUGGGUGAAUAUAAAGCUGCGUGACUACAAUGAUAAUGCUCCUGUUUUUCAGUCACAACAUUACAAUGGAGAAACUCAGGAAGAUGCUGCAAUUGGAACUGUAGUUGUUAGUCUCAUGAUUGAAGAUAAAGAUGAAGAGAAGAAUCUCGUAGAUUUUUACAUUAUAGAUGGAGAUUUGCAAGGACAGUUCCAAGUAGCUAAAAAUGGAAAGCUCUUGGUUAAUAAACCAUUGGAUAGAGAAGCAACAGCUAGUUAUGAAUUAACAGUUCUUGCUACUGAUGGAAAAUAUGUUUCAAAAACUUGGGUGACUAUCAUAGUGUCAGAUGUUAAUGACAAUCCUCCAAUAUGUCUAAAGACAAAAUAUACUGAGAUGGUGUCAGAAAAUAUUCCUCCACAGACGUAUAUUCUAACAGUAGAAGCAACUGAUGCUGACAGUUAUGACAAUUCUCGAUUAUAUUUUUACUUGACAGGAGAGGGUCAUCAGGAUUUUUCAAUUGAUCAUGUUACAGGCCAGUUGAAAACAGCUCAGCUAAUUGAUCGUGAAUCAAAGUCCAGGUAUUUGUUAGAAGCUCAUGUGCAAGAUGAAGGCCAAUCAGAAUGGGAAUGUACUAGCAUGGUAGAAGUUCUUCUGAGUGAUGUUAAUGAUAAUGCUCCUGAAUUUGCACGAGAAUUAUAUUCGGUGGACAUUCCAGAAGACUCAGAUGUUGGAACAUUAAUUACUAAAGUCCAUGCUGCUGACAGAGAUAUUGGUGUUAAUCGUAUGAUCAAUUAUUAUUUGGUUGAUUCUGCACAUGGCCAUUUCAGAAUUGAUGAAACUACAGGAAUAGUUAGCUUGAAUAAACCAGUUGAUCGUGAAGAAGUUGCUAUGUAUAAUUUAACUGUUCAAGCAAGUGAUCAUGGAAUUCCUAGACUUUCUUCGCUUUGCACUUUACUUGUGUUGCUUCAUGAUGUUAAUGACAAUCCUCCAGAGUUCACGUCUAAGUUUUACUUUGCUGUGGUUCCUGAAACUGCAGCUAUAGGUACCGAAGUUUUAAAAUUAACUGCAACAAGUAGAGAUAGUGGAGUUAAUGCUGAAAUUACUUAUAGUAUUAUUCAAUCACCUAGGUCAGAAGUAUUUUCUGUUCACCCGUUAAAAGGCAUAUUAACACUUUCUGCUCCAUUGGAUUAUGAAACUGUUCGUGGUUACUAUAUUUUGGUUCAAGCUAUUGAUGGAGGUACACCUCCUCUUAGCACAGAAGUUGGAGUGAAUAUUACAGUGACUGAUGCUAAUGAUAACGCUCCAGUUUUUACUCAGCAAACAUACAAUGCUGUGAUGAGAGAAGAUGCGUUAGUUGGAGAUAAAAUUAUCCAGGUAUUGGCAUCUGAUAUUGAUAGUCCACCAAAUGCGAGAGUAAAGUAUUCGAUUUGUGGUGGUGAUCGAUUUGGGCAAUUUAUAAUUGACAAAGAUAUGGGUUACAUAUCAUUAGCUUCAAAUUUAGACAGAGAGAAGGUCUCAAAUUAUGUUCUUGAAAUAUGUGCUGAAGACAGUGGGAAACCAACUUUAUCUAGUUCCAGUUUUGUAAAUAUUGAAGUUUCUGAUAUUAAUGAUAAUCCGCCCCUUUUCUCUGAAGAUAAUUACACUGCUAUAGUUCAGGAAGGGAAACCUCUUGGUUUUACAGUGCUGAAAUUUACUGUAACAGAUCAAGAUGCUCCACCAAACACUGGCCCUUUUAUAUUUGAUAUUCUGUCCGGAAAUGAGGAUAAUGCUUUUCGAGUAGUCCAACAAGAUGCUACUCUAAGAACUGCAAACAAAUUUGAUGUGAAAAAUCAAAGUGAAUUCACUCUUCAAAUUCGAGUAACAGAUGGUGGAACACCUCCUUUGUAUAGUGAUACAUGGGUAAAUAUUAUUGUGAUUGAAGAAAGUCGUUACCCUCCAGUCGUGACUCCAUUAGAUGUAUCUGUUAGCUCAUACUUAGAUGAAUUCCCUGGUGGUGUAAUGGGCAGAGUCCAUGCUACCGAUCAAGAUCCUUAUGAUAAGCUGAUAUUUGACAUUAUAUCUCCUCAUCAUAAUUUAUUCACUAUUGAUCGUGAAGAUGGUACUAUUGUGGCACUUCCAGGCUUAGAUGUUGGGUCAUAUGAAGUAAAUGUAAGCAUAAGUGAUGGGAAGUAUACCACUUACACAACUGUUUCUGUUGAAGUUAGUAUGAUUACUGCAGAGGCUGUUAUGAACAGUGUUGCUAUUAGAUUAGAUGAUGUAACUCCAGAGGAUUUCUUAUUGACUUACAAAAAAGGAUUCUUAAGAGGUUUGCGAAACAUUUUAAAUGUUAGAAUGAAAGAUGUUGAGCUAAUUAGCUUGCAGCCUACACUUCAAGAAAAAUACAGACGUCAACGCAGUACUCAACAAGAUCUGGAUAUUGUCUUUGCUGUGCAUGCAGGCCCUAAUGGUUUCCUUCAACCAGAUAAAGUUAGGAUUAAAGUAAAAGAAAAGACUGAUAUUCUGGAAGCAAGUGUUGGGUUGAAAGUAGUAAAGAUCAUGGAAGAUCGCUGUACUGUGGAUCGUUGUGUAAAUGGAGAUUGUGUAGAUCUUAUUGUAUUGGAUAAGGCUUUUGCAAUUAGCAUAACAACUGAUGCUAUGAGUUAUGUUUGCCCUCAACAUUCUCGUAAGCUGGAAUGCAUUUGUGAACCUGGUUUUGGAGGCCCUCAGUGUGAACUUGCUAUCAAUGAAUGUUCCCGUAGACCCUGCCCAUCCUAUCGUAUCUGUCAUCCUGAAAAAACACUCUUGGGGUAUAUAUGCAAAUGCCCAGUUGGAAAAACUGGUGCUAUAUGUGAUAUAGAUAAAGGAACUUUAUGCAAAGGAUCAAGUUGUUAUGAUGGUAAGUGA